AUGUCACGGUCGUUUGUCGGGAACAGUUUUAAGAUAUUACAGGUAUUACACGGCCAUACAAGUGAUGUUACCAGCUGUGAUUUUGUCUCACCUUCAACUAUAGUUACAGGAUCCAGCGAUAAAACGGUACGAGUGUGGGAUUGGAAAGUUGGAUCAGGCUACGAAGAAAGAUCAUCAUCUCCUUUAAGAGCUCACAAAUAUCAAGUCACGUGCGUAAGGGUCUCACCGCAAGGUUCCUUAUUAGCCAGUUCUUCUGUAGAUGGAACUGCGAUAAUAUGGAGUAUGCACAACUGUGUUAAACUUUAUACGAUAACACAAGUUAAUGGAGAUGCUAUACGUGUAUGUAGUAAGGCUAUGAGUAUCAUGAACAGUUUUGUAAAUGAUAUUUUCGAAAGAAUUGCUGCUGAAGCUUCCCGUUUAGCUCAAUAUAAUAAACGGUCAACAAUUACUAGCAGGGAAAUUCAAACCGCCGUACGUUUAUUACUUCCAGGAGAAUUAGCUAAACACGCCGUCAGUGAAGGUACCAAAGCUGUUACUAAAUAUACAAGUUCUAAGUAA
Messenger RNA from Diabrotica balteata, 558 nucleotides. Lineage: Eukaryota; Metazoa; Arthropoda; Insecta; Coleoptera; Chrysomelidae. The record is from the annotation of a GenBank genome assembly.